This is a messenger RNA of Pungitius pungitius (ninespine stickleback), 6636 nucleotides long. Its product is annotated as arf-GAP with Rho-GAP domain, ANK repeat and PH domain-containing protein 1-like. Bases 212 to 5134 code for a protein of 1640 amino acids. NCBI's taxonomy places the organism in Eukaryota, Metazoa, Chordata, Actinopteri, Perciformes, Gasterosteidae. Gene Ontology annotation, biological process: positive regulation of GTPase activity; signal transduction; regulation of cell shape. The transcript has 32 exons. Gene Ontology annotation, cellular component: cytoplasm. The record is from RefSeq and is a predicted model, not a curated record. Gene Ontology annotation, molecular function: phosphatidylinositol-3,4,5-trisphosphate binding; protein binding; GTPase activator activity.
CUUUACACUGUCCGCCCGUGAGUUGUUGCUGCCCUUAAAAAAAAUGUUAUCCGCUUUUUGGAGUCCCGUUUGCGGUUUCUAACUUCACCUCGGCAACAAACACCAGUGUGUUUUACUGGCGUUGAACACUCGAAAAGGUUGUGUAAGCCAUGAUCUGAGGUGUUAAAGUCUACGUGAUCCCGUGUGGACGACGCAGACGUGCCCUACCUACAUGCCACACUCACACACAUCAGCCAUGUCUCAGUCUGAGCCCCGUGCGACUGUGGGGGACUGGUUGUGUGUCCUCCGCCUGGAGCAGUAUUCGGAGGCAUUUCGGACUGCUGGGCUGGCAACAUUCCGACAAUGUCGCAACCUCACACCAGAUCAGCUGGAGCAGAUGGGCAUCACUCUGCCGGGUCACCGGAGGCGCAUCCUGGCCAGCCUGAGCAAAACAAAUGGUAACGGCAACACAGAAUCUCAUACAUACUCUCACUCCGUAGAGUCAGAGAGGGAUCAGAGACUGGAGGAGACUGGACACGCCAUGGUGUUACAGAGAGAGUGGCCAGUGCCUGUCCCAGAGGAAGAAAAACCCGUUGUUAAGGAAAGGGAGAAACGAGAUGGGGAAUCAUUGAGACCGGUGCCCAGGGAGAGAGAGAAACCCGUCCCCAGGGCGAGACAAGUGGCCAGGAUGAAAGAGGAAAGUGGAGAAGGGGGAGAGAGGAAGCCCGUUCCUGGACAAAGACGAACAGCAGCUCGAGAAGUAAAAGAGGAAGAGCCGUAUGGAGGCAUGGAUGGAGAGAGGGAGAAGCCUGUGCCCAAAGAAAGGACUAGGUUUCGCCCCAGUGCUGCCGUGGCCUGUGACCUAAGCCCAGCCGUCUCUCCAACCUCAGAUGCCUCUUUGCCCCCCGUCCCUCCGCGAAGCAUCCCCAACUGUCCGCCGCAGCGCUUCACCGCCCCCCCCUGCCCCUCACCCCCUAGCCGAACGCCCGCCGCCCUCAAACCGGACACGCAUGCGGUUGAAGCAAAGGAUGGACCGGGCAGAUCCCAGAGUUCCGCCCCCACCGCUACGCUCACCCCCACUCCUACGCUCACCCCCACACAUGCACCCCUCCACCUUGCCGACGUCCUCCCGACUCAAACUCGGCCUCAGACAUUGGCUAUUCAGCCACCUGCCCAUGACUUGGGGGGUAAUGGUAACAGAUUAUCUUCAUCCGUCUCCCCCAGUGCUUCCCACAACAAUGAUAUAAAUGCUCCACCUCUCCCACCCAAAGCAGGGGCGGUACCUAAAGGCCCUCCACCAAUCCCACACCGCUCUCCUCCCACAAAGAGGGUCAGGGAUGAGAUGCAGAAAGACCCAAGUCCACUGGUCCCUCCUCGCAUCCGGAAACCCCAAACUCUAGAAGACCCACCUUGGCAAGCUGACCUUCAACCAGACCUUCAGUCAGAUUUCCAGCCAGACCUUCAGCCGGACCUUCAGCCGGCCCUGCUUGCGAGGAGAGUCAUUCAACCUCCCACAGAGUCCAGGUUGGAUUCACUCAUUGAUUGUUCUGAUGACUACGAGGAUUCAGACUUGUUUUACCCAGGGACUCAUCGAAUAAGCCCCCAGGACAGGGAAAUGUCCCUGCAAGUGCCUGUCAGGGCAAAAGUACACCGCAGUUCUUUGUACAGUGACGACGAGCAUUUGGAUGAUGAUGAUCCCAGUCUGUGGGAGGCCGGCAGCGUGGGCAGUCUGCAGGGAAGUGUCUACCUGCCAAACACGGGCCGACUAUCAGCGGCCACUAAAGACGACAGCUCCCAGCUUGCUGCUGUCAUUAAGAUGGGCUGGCUGGACAAGAAUCCCCCUCAGGGGGCCCUUUAUUAUCAGCGACGAUGGGUGAAGCUGGAUGUCGACUACCUGAGAUACUUUGACAAUGACAAGGAGGUGUAUUCUAAGGGGAUCAUCUCUACUGCCUUUGUCACUCAUGUGACCAGUGUGGGGGAGCUGAAGUUUGAGGUUGUCACAAACAACCGAACAUUCAUCUUCAGGGCUGAAAGUGAAGUCGAGAGAAACGACUGGGUGGAUGCAUUGCAGGACUGCACCAGGGGGCGCCAUCUGCGCAGCACCAUGAACCCCUGCUCACCUUUGUCUGCAGAGUUUCAAGGAUAUCUGGAACUGAGAGGGUUACGCUCCAAACUUUAUACUGUUGUGGCCUCAGAAAAAGUCUUCCUUUACAAAAACAUUGAGGACUAUCGUUUAGGAGUGGGCAUCACAUCCAUUGAGAUGAAUGUUGGCAAUGUUAAAGACACAGAUCGUCGUGGCUUUGAUCUCACCACACCGUACCGCAUAUUCAGUUUCAUCGCCGAAUCGGAGCAGCUGCGAGAGCAGUGGGUGGAGGCCAUGAGGAACGCCAUAGGUGAGGCGCUGUCAAAUAGCGAGGUGGCCGAGAGGAUCUGGGCGGAGCCUAGCAACAGUCUUUGUGCCGACUGUGAGGCUCCCCAACCGGAAUGGGCUGCCAUCAACUUGUGCGUGGUGGUCUGCAAGCGGUGCGCAGGAGAGCACAGAGGACUGGGUCCUAGCAUUUCAAAGGUUCGUAGUCUGAAGAUGGACAGGAAAAUCUGGACAGAGGAGCUUAUACAGGUGUUUCUGUUGCUGGGCAACGAGCGGGUCAACAGCUUUUGGGCAGCCAACGUCCCGCCAAGUGAAGCUUUGUCGCCCACAAGCUGCAGCGAAGAGAGACGGCGCUUCAUCACCAACAAAUACCGCCAGGGCAAAUACAGGAAGUACCACCCUCUGUACGGAAACCAGAGGGAGCUCAACAAUGCUCUCUGUAUAAACGUCCAGUGCAGCGAUGUGCUGGAAACGCUGAGCCUGAUUUUCUGCGGUGCAGAUGUGAAUUGUUCAACUGAUAUGGCCAGUUGGCCCACUGCUCUCUCCCUGGCCAACGCACACUCGCAACCCUUACAGGCCGAGUUAAUAAGCCACAAUCUCAACACAGAGUUACCUCGGUCAGAGGUGGAUGAAGGCAUGGCGGCGAUACAUUAUUCAACUCCGCCUUGUGUUUCUCACAAUGGCUUCCUGUUCAAGACGGCAUCCAUGGCUCGGGCUAUUACAGAGCGCAAGAGCAAAGAUGAGUUCAGUCGUCGCUGGUGCACUGUGAAUGAUGGCACCUUCAGCUACUACGAGAGUGACAAGAACUCCAACCCUAACGGCGCUUUGAAGGCUUCAGACAUAGUCUGCUUGGCUGUUGACGUGCCUCAGAGACACGGGUUCGAUAACACCUUUGAACUUUACUCUGAGUCAGAGCGUCUCUAUCUGUUCGGCACCGAUGACCCAGACAGCCACAAGGAAUGGGUCAAGUCUAUUGCCAAGACCUUUAUCCCGGCCGGUGUAGAGCCGCUACUGAAGUUGGCUUUUGAGCGGAUCGGGCGGCUGAAAUGUAAAGACGGUUUGAACCUACAAACGUCCAAAGUCGGCUGGUUUGCUCUGGUGGGCUCCACACUUCACGCCUACCUGGAGGACAGCCAGGGAGAGGAGAUCCACCUGCGCAAACUGAACGAACUCUCAAUUCAACAAGACAAUGAGGUGCUGGUUCUGGUGGAGAAAGGCAGAACUCUGUACAUAGAGGGAGAGAGGAAGUUGGAUUUUUCCGGGUGGUGUGCUGCCAUCCAGGCGGCAGCGGGGAGUGGAGGAGACACACUGAGCCAGCAGCAGCUGACGGAGACGGACAUACCUGUCAUAGUACACAGCUGCAUCGGCUACAUCACGCAGUGCGGGUUGACCUCUGAGGGGAUAUAUCGUAAGAGUGGCGUGAACUCCCGCGUGGCACAGCUGCUGGAGAGGUUUCGUUGUGAUGCUCGCAGUGUCCGCCUGAGAGAAGGAGAGCACCAGGUGGACGACGUCUCCAACACGCUCAAGCGCUUCUUCAGGGAGUUGGGGGAGGGACUGUUCACAUCAGAGGAUGCAGGCAGCUGGCUCAGUGCUGCUGGUAUUCAGGAUGGAAGCAAGAAAAUCUCCCAGUACCAGCAGCUGUUCAACAGACUGCCUUGUGUCAACAAGGCUACACUACAAGCCCUCAUCAACCACCUCUAUUGCGUGCAGCGGUUUUCUGAGCUGAACCAGAUGAACGUCCAUAAUCUGGCCAUAGUUUUUGGUCCCACACUGUUCCAGUGCGACGGGAAAGACUUCACUGCUGGCUGCGCCAUAGAGGACCUCAUACAGCACUACACAUUCAUCUUUCAGGUGGAUGAACAACAGCUAAAGAAGCAGCUGGACGAGAUCACGGCUAUCAUCGAAAUGCGAGAGAAACUCAAUACAAAGUUUCCCAGUACGGAGCCUGGAGGGCACUUCAUCUGUACAGUGUACUUGGAGGAAAAGAAGGACACAGCAGAGCAACAUGUCAAGAUCCCAGGUUCUAUGACAGCAGCGGAGCUGGCCUGUGAGGUCCUGGACCGGCGUAAGAUUCGCGUUAAAGACAAAGACUACUGGAACUGCUGGGAGGUCAGCGACAAGGAGGAAAUGGAACGUCCACUGCACUAUCAGGAGCGAGUCCUUCCCACCCUCCACUCCUUUGGCACAGACUCACACCUGCUCAUCAAGAAGCACCUGGCCAUGGAGGCGAUGUUGGUGUACCUGGCCAGUAAAGUCGAGCCAUCAAAGCACGGGAUGAUGAAGUUCAGAGAGGAGCGAAGCAUCUUGGGAUUGGGCCUCUCAAGUUUCCAUGACAGAUAUUUCAUCCUCAAUUCCAGCUCACUAAGAAUGUACAAGGAAAUCAGAAGUAACCGUACAGAACGUGACUGGCCAGUGAAAAACCUAAAGGUCUACUUGGGUAUCAAGAAGAAAGUCCGUCCUCCUACGUGUUGGGGACUGACUGUCGUGUAUGAGUGUAAGAAACAAGAUAAGCAAGAGAGGCAGCAGUGGUAUCUCUGCUGUGAGUCCCUGUCAGACAUGAGGGAGUGGUAUGCCACUUUUCUAAGUAUCCAGUACGACGGCAACGUGUGGCCUCAGGACGGACUCCAGCAGACACAAGCUGGCCGUGCGUUGCCAGAAACGCGGCACGGUAAUGUGUCACUGAUACCGCUGCGUGGCAGCGAGAAUGAGAUGCGGAACAGCGUGGCAGCUUUCAGCCAAGACUCGCUUGCUGUGAGUGAAACUACCAAUCACCAGGAACUAAUCUAAGUCGGACCAGGAAGCUCAAUGUAAAGCUACUGGCUCAUCAGAGACAUUAAUGCUGAACAGGUGGUCCAGACCCUCGACCCUGAUCCUCACCGGACAGGUGACCAAAUCUGUAAUGGCCAUAUAGUCAUGGCCAAUAGUUGUACAAUAUGUGCUAUCCGUUUGGAAGAAAAAUUGUACUUUGCACAUUCGGUUGUGCUUCAAGAUUUGUCGACUCUUCUUGUUAAUCACUUCCGCCAUAAGCAAGACAGGAGUUGGGGGUUACAUCUGUGCAGAAUCAGUGAUCUCUGUAGCAUGAUUCAUCUUUGAUUUAAUCGCUAUGACAGGAUCUGGGUUCUUAAACUGGCUGUUUUGACAUAAAAAUAGACCAAAGUGUUUUCAUUUGCCUGGAUUCCAAGACUGGGGAAUAAAUUACCAGGUUUUUUCUGCAUUUAAAUAUGUUUAAGAAUCCAGAUGAGGAGCACAUGACAGCAUCUUCCUAUUGUAUGUUAGAACUGAAAACAAAACAGGAAUUACAGCGAUAGUAAAUCUGAUUAGGCUCUGCUAGAGCUUCGCACACCCCGGAAACUAAGAAUAAAACAUUUAAAUGGAACUCAUGCCCGCAGGCAAAGUAUGGCCUCUUGCCAACUUUAUGUUUUCACAGCUGUGAUCCUGACAUAUCAGCAUCCAGUUGUACACCUGGCGAGAGUUAGACAAACGCCAUCACCGGCGCUUUGUCGGGCUGCGUUUAAACACACCGACAUUAAUCCAGACAAGUUCAACCACGUCAAUAUACGCCUCGCCAUCUGUUUGCUUAUUUUUCUAGAAAAACUGAGUGCAGCCACCCAGAUAUUCACUCCGCUCUCAGUCUCAGGACCAAAUGUCCACAAUACGAGGAUGCAGUUGUCUCCUGGUGUUUCUGUGGCCAUCACAUGCUUCUCAUUAGUCUGCUGCAGACUGCGGCAGCGACAUAAGAAUUCAACACCGUCUGCUGUUACUUCCGUCGGCGAAAAAGCAAUUCCAGGGUGGCUUUUGCCUCCGCGAUAUUUUUCUACUGAUCCUUGUCUUUUCAGUCGACUGCAUAAAAACAAUGUUCAGAGCUUGAGAGGCGGUGUGAUUGCUUUGGUGAUGGGGCAGCAGUAGAAGCUGGAUUUAUGCAAGGUGUUUGUUGGUGGAGGAGAGAUUUACUGCAUAUUGAUACGCCCAAUUUUCAACGUGAAGUGAAGAGUGUGUGCGUGCAUGCGUUUGUGCGUGCGUGCAUGCGUGUGUGUGUGUGGGGUGACAGUUGGUUCUGUUUUAUGACUGCCGAGGUGAAUCUAGUGGUGUUUAUUGUGCCUUUUUGAAUGUUUAUCACACAUUCACCACAUCUCUCUCUGCCCUGAUCAGCCUUCUUUACACUUCACUUUUAGAGAUACCAUCAACACCUGCUUGCCUCUUAAGCUCUUCGCCUCCAGUCUUCAGUCUAUCAUUCUGUCUAUUUCUACACCUCUCAAUUUCCCUCCCUGUCAUGACCUCUGUGCUGUCUG